CCUUUUAUUCGCUGUGCUCUUUCCUCGUUAAGCUUUGUGAGUCUAUUGCUCUCUUCAUAUCGAGAGUGACAGACCGCUAUAGGCUUAAAGUCUUCGGUAUACGAGACUUAAGAGGUACGUUUUGUGGUCGAAAUAAAUCAUAGCAGUACUAUGACUGUCAAGACGUGAGUCGCCCGCAAAAGCUCGCGCUGACUCAUUCAUUUUAUUAGGGGAUUUAAAUGUAAUGAUAGAUGAUUGUUGUUGUGUGUUCACCAUUGACGAUACUCUCUUUUAUUCAAAGGAACUCGAAUUACAUCGAGUUAAGCACAAAGACACAGCAACAAAGUUGUGUGGCCUAUGUUCAAAUUCACUUCGAAACCGAAGGUAAGUCAAAUUUACAAAUAACACUUGUAAAAUAUAAAUAUAUUGAAUUACACGCGCGCCGCGGAGUUUACACAAAUUUGAAUAGGGCCAAACUGAAAUUUCGCUUUGUUUAUAAAGGUUCACAACAGAAAGAAAGAUAUGCCAGUGCAUUUAGAGUUUGGUCCUGAAGUGUUCCUUCACUUCACCGCACAGCAACUUACAGACGACAACGAAGUUUACGAAACGAGUGGACCAGGAUCGAUUCGUGAUAUAUGGAAGAAGUUCGAACUCUCUGGCCCGACACCACUGACUCCACCGCUUUCACCUUCCCGACAAACUAGUGGCGCUGCAUCACCGGCCUGUUUGACAUCGACAGCAGCAGAUACGUUGCAAUGUGUUUCAGAUAUCUUGGACUUGGAUAGUUGCCGUACGAUGUUUGCUGAGCACAGCUGUACAAACUUAACAUCAAAGUUAAUUCAAGAUUGCAUGUGGGGCAGUCAUUCACUACAAGAGAAAGCCCAGCGUGCCAAAUGGAUAGAGAACGUUUACGAUACGCCUUGUUCGACCCCACCAUCGUUCUACGCUAUAGAUUAUGUCAGUGCAGAAUGUGUGGACCCAGCGUCCGUAUUCCCCUACCCCAUCAACAACCAGGAGUUUCCAAGCAGUGAAUCAUCGUCAGGUAUGUGUGAAUUUCAAAAUGUCAUUUUAAUGCGUUAUUUAAUGCCUGUGGGUUUACUCUGAAUUAGAUUUUAUAAAACGUCGUAAUGGUCGAAAUGGGUUUAUUAUGUACAUUUCGUGUUGCUAACGGUUUUUGGAAUCAGUGUGCGAAUCCGACAAAUAAAAUGAAAUGAAUUAGUUUUAUUAGUAGUUUGGUCCAAAAUUCCCAAAACUCAUUUAAAGCUGUGACUGUAUAACUGUAUUUUCCCCCUGUGGGUGUUUAUAACAUUAUAUUUAUACUAAUUGGAGCACUCGAAUCUUAUAUUUUGACUUGUUUGUUGCAGAAGACGAAAUUGACGUUGUAAGCAUUAUCGAGAAGCCAGUUAAGCGCAAAUGUCCUCAGCCUUGUAACAACAAUAACAACAUGUCAAAAACUUUGCGGCAGGCAGAUCAACCGGCAGCGAAAAGACCCAAAAUGAGUCCGAAACGACCCCGUGAGAACAGGGACAGAGACAGCAGAGAGUCUAGUCCAGAACCGGAGCAAGAUCCUUCGAAUCGAGACUCCGGGAAGGACAAGUUUGAGGAUCCCGAAUGUAAGCGAAAUGUACACAACGUUCUAGAACGCAAACGAAGGAACGAUUUAAAAUACAGUUUUCAGGUUUUGCGCGACAGUAUACCGGAUCUAAAAGGAUCCGAACGCGCUCCAAAAGUGGCAAUACUUCGAAAAGCAACAGACUGUAUAUUGAACCUCAGAUCCGAGCAGGAAAGAUUACUUGAAGAGAAGAGCCUUCUCGAGAGAACGCAUCAAUCAUUGAAGCAAAAAUUGAAAGCGCUCACAGAAUCUUCAUGAGUCCGGACGUUAAUACACGCAGGUAUUAUCCCUGAAUGGUUGUUGUCUAUAUGUUAAAGUUAAGAAUAUUUAUAUAUACAAGAGCGUGUCUGGGAAUAAGCCAAAUAUUUCUGUCUGUAUUGAUCUGCUUUUCAUCGAAGGAAAUGGUAUCUUCCGGUCGUUCGCCGAAAACCAAUCGAAUGAUCAGUCAGAUCAAUUUUACUUCUAAUCUAUUUGAUGUACACCAACUAAACAAAGAUCUGUACCAUUUCGAAACGACAAAAGCCCAAUCGGGCUUUCUAUUAAUGUAAAAUUGGUCAGAUUUCAAACGAAUCGUUCGUAGUUUUGAUGCAGUAAAUUUCCUGAUUAGCAUACUAAUUAAAAAAGCGCGGGAAAGGACGUCAUAAAUUAGCAUAUAUUAUUUUGUACUGAUAUGGCGUUUCGCCCCACAUCAAGAAAUUUACUGUUUGUGAUGAUUUGAGAUAUAUAUUUUUGUAUUUUAUAUAAACUAAUAAGUAAUUAAACCACCUCGGUCCCUCGAGGAAGUACUUUAUAUAAAUAAGUCGUACAUAUAUAGUAAAUUUAUUAUAGGGUGGCAUGUUGAUGUUUUUACCAUGUAAAAAACGGAGGAACGCAAAAUCCGAGAUUUCAACUGUAUUGGUAACUUGUAUCAAGCAUAUAAAGCACGUUUUGUCAUUGUGGACGGUACGGAGCUACUAAAUAUAUUUAUGUUUGAAGGAGUUCGCGUGUAAAUAUAGCAUGGGUGCCGUCCACAAUGGACAAAACGUGUAUAUAAAGUUUCAUAUUGUUAAGAAUAUAUAUAUUAUAUAUAUUGGUCAUUUUGUUAAAGUUGCGAGUAUGGAAAAAAGACAAUUAGAAUAUGUUGUGUCAUUUGUUAUUUUGGGGAGGGUUCGUUAAUAGCCAAUAACAAAUAUAUUGGACCUUGUGGGGAUCAAGUAGUUGCCACUAGGUUGCUAAGUACUGAACGG
This is a messenger RNA of Paramuricea clavata, 2817 nucleotides long. The record is from the annotation of a GenBank genome assembly. Lineage: Eukaryota; Metazoa; Cnidaria; Anthozoa; Malacalcyonacea; Plexauridae.